ACAAAAAAAUAAAAUAAAAUAAGGGCCAAAAAAACAAAAAAGAAAAAAAAAAUUUUUUAUUUUUUGUUUUUUUGUUUUUUUUUAUUCAAUUUUAGUUUUCUUUGUAUCCCCUUCAUUGCAUUAAUAUAAAAUAUCUUUAUUGUAUUAUAUAUUAUCCCAAGUUGCUCAAUUAAAUUCAAUUGAGAAUCAACUCACUCAAACAUACUAAGAUCAAAAAGUUGAUCUUAACUUGUAUCCAACUCAAAUCAAAAAAAACAAAAAACAACAUAUUUUUAAAACAAAGAUUCAUUAAUAAAAAUCACAAACUAUAAAUAACAAAAAAGCAGAAGAAAAAGAAGAAGAAAUCAUUUACUCAAAAUGAUUAUUAAAUCUUCUUAUUUGAAUUUAAAUCUAAAUUCAAAUCUAAAUUUACUUCGAAAAUCCCUACUUUAUCACUCAUCCUUAUUCUCCCUUUCCUCUCGUGCUCUAUCCCACAAUUUCGCAAAUAAGCCUAUACUCCCCUUUCUCAACAGAUCUCUAUCCACUUCUUCUCCUAUCAACCAAGCUUCAAACCAAGAUCACAUCUCAAAACCCUAUGCUGGCUCCAAAGUCUUGUCCUCUUUUAACGACGAACAUGCUCACCACCUAGUCGACGUCCACAAAGUUCUUGUCAUCGGUUCUGGUGGUUUAUCUAUUGGUCAAGCUGGUGAAUUUGACUAUUCUGGUUCUCAGGCUAUCAAAGCUCUUAAGGAAUCAAACAAGGAAACCAUUCUUAUCAAUCCAAAUAUCGCAACUAACCAAACCUCCCACUCCCUCGCUGAUGAAGUCUACUUCUUACCUGUCACCCCUGAAUACAUUACCUACAUUAUCGAAAGAGAAAGACCCGAUGGAAUACUCCUAACCUUUGGUGGUCAAACUGCUUUGAACUGUGGUGUUGCCCUAGAAAAAAUGGGCGUCCUUGAUAGGUAUAAUGUUAAAGUCCUAGGUACCCCAAUCAAAACUCUAGAAACUUCCGAAGAUAGAGACCUAUUCUCAAUUGCUCUCAACGAAAUCGAUAUCCCCAUUGCUGAAUCUAUCGCUGUUGAUAAUCUCAACGAUGCCCUAGCUGCCGCUGAGAAAAUUGGCUAUCCCAUCAUUGUUCGUUCUGCCUAUGCCCUUGGUGGUCUAGGCUCUGGUUUUGCUUCCAAUGGCUCUGAAUUGAAAAAUUUGGCUUCUCAAUCGUUAUCUCUUGCUCCUCAAAUCCUAGUCGAAAAAUCUCUCAAAGGCUGGAAAGAAGUCGAAUACGAAGUCGUCAGAGACAGAGUUGACAACUGUAUAACUGUUUGCAACAUGGAAAACUUCGAUCCUCUAGGUAUCCACACCGGUGAUUCAAUUGUUGUUGCUCCCUCCCAAACUUUGUCCGAUACUGAAUAUCAUAUGCUAAGAUCCGCUGCCAUCAAAAUCAUUCGUCAUUUAGGUGUCGUUGGUGAAUGUAACGUCCAGUAUGCUCUACAACCUGAUGGUUUAGACUAUAGAGUCAUCGAAGUUAACGCCAGAUUAUCAAGAUCCUCAGCUUUAGCCUCAAAGGCAACUGGCUAUCCUCUCGCUUACACUGCUGCUAAAAUCGCUCUCGGCUACACUCUUCCUGAAUUGCCAAACCCAGUCACUGGCACAACCACCGCCAAUUUCGAACCCUCUCUAGAUUACAUUGUAACUAAAAUUCCAAGAUGGGAUCUAAGCAAAUUCCAAAAUGUCAAUAGAGAUAUAGGCUCUUCAAUGAAAUCCGUCGGUGAAGUUAUGGCUAUUGGUAGAACCUUUGAAGAAAGUAUUCAAAAGGCUAUUAGACAAAUUGAUCCCUCCUUUUUAGGCUUUCAAGGUUGCGAAGAUUUCGCUGGUGAAGAAAACAGAGAACUACUAGAUGAUGUCUUGAAAAAUCCAACUGAUAGAAGAUGGUUGGCCGUCGGUCAAGCUCUCUUGCACGAAAACUACUCCGUCGAAAGAGUCCACGAAUUAUCUAAAAUUGACCACUGGUUCCUUUUCAAAUUAAUGAACAUUGUUGAAAUGUACAGAGAAUUGGAAAAAAUUGGCUCCUUAUUCGGUUUAAAUUCAGAUGUCCUUUCAAGAGCUAAAAAAUUGGGUUUUAGUGACAAACAAAUUGCUAAAGUCGUUGGUGCAAACUCAGAAUUAGAUGUCAGAGCAAGAAGAAAAUCUUUUGGUAUUGUUCCUUUUGUUAAAAAAAUCGACACCUUGGCCGCUGAAUUCCCUGCUACAACUAAUUAUCUCUACACAACCUAUAAUGCUUCAACUAACGAUAUCGAAUUCGAUGAACAUGGUACCAUGGUUUUAGGUUCAGGUGUCUACAGAAUUGGUUCAUCUGUUGAAUUCGACUGGUGUGCUGUCUCUACCGCUAGCUCUUUACGUAACAUGGGCAAAAAAACUAUUAUGGUCAAUUAUAAUCCUGAAACUGUCUCAACCGAUUUCGAUGAAGUUGAUCGUUUAUACUUUGAAGAACUCUCCCUUGAAAGAGUCUUGGAUAUUUACGAAUUGGAACAAUCAGCAGGCAUAGUUAUUAGUGUCGGUGGUCAAUUACCUCAAAUUAUUGCCUUAGCUCUACAAAAGUAUGGUGCAAGAAUCCUUGGUACUAGUCCAGAAGAUAUUGAUAAAGCUGAAGAUAGACACAAAUUCUCUUCAAUUUUAGAUAGUAUUGGUGUCGAUCAACCUGCUUGGAAAGAACUAUCUUCCUUAGAUGCCGCCAAAGCUUUUGCUAACGAUGUUGGUUAUCCAGUUUUAGUUAGACCUUCCUAUGUUCUUAGUGGUGCUGCCAUGUCUGUUAUUAGAACUGAAGAAGAUUUAAAACUUAAGUUAAGCAACGCUUCUAAAGUUACUCCAGAUCAUCCAGUUGUCAUUAGUAAAUUUAUCGAAGGCGCUGAUGAACUUGAUAUUGAUGGUGUUGCCUAUAAUGGUAAAGUCUUGGUUCAUGCUGUCUCUGAACAUGUUGAAAAUGCUGGUAUCCAUUCCGGUGAUGCUACUCUAGUUUUGCCUCCUCAAAGUUUAUCUGACGAAAUUUUGGCUAGAAUGAAAGAAAUUUCUGAUAAAGUUGCCAAAGCUUGGGAUAUAACUGGCCCAUUUAAUAUGCAAGUUAUCAAAAAUAAUAAUAUUGAAACUGGUGAAAUUGAAUUAAAGGUCAUUGAAUGUAAUAUCAGAGCUUCAAGAUCAUUCCCGUUUGUUUCAAAAGUUUUAGGAACUAACUUUAUCGAUAUCGCUACAAAGGUAAUCACUGGUAUUGAUGUUCCAGAACCAGUUGAUUUAAUGUCUCAAAAAUAUGAUUAUGUUGCCACUAAAGUUCCUCAAUUUUCCUUUACUAGAUUAGCUGGUGCCGAUCCAUUUUUAGGUGUUGAAAUGGCUUCAACUGGCGAAGUUGCUUGUUUUGGUCACAGUUUAACUGAGGCCUACUGGACUUCAAUUCAAUCAACCAUGAACUUUCAUGUUCCAUUGCCUCCAUCUGGUAUAUUAUUUGGUGGUGAUAUCUCAAACGAUUACUUGGGUAAUGUUGCUAAAAAUAUUUCAUUGAUCGGUUAUAAAUUUUACACUGCUUCAAAAGAUGUAGCAUCAUACCUUAAAAACUACUUGCCUGAAGAAACUCAAGUCGAAGUUAUUAAAUUUCCAAAAGCUGAUAAAAAGGUAUUAAGAGAAAUUUACCAACAAAAGGAUAUCAAAUGUGUUUUCAAUUUAGCUAAAACUAGAGCUGAAGAUCUUGUCAACGAAGAUUAUAUUAUGAGAAGAAAUGCUAUUGAUUUUGCUAUUCCAUUAUUCAAUGAACCAAAAACCUCGUUAUUAUUUUCAAAAGCUUUAAGUGAAAAAAUUGAUGAAAAAAUUGCUGCUCAAUCAAAUGAAAAAGUUCCAAUUCCCGCAGAAGUUCGUGGAUGGAGAGAAUUUGUUAAUAACGGUUCUUUAUAAAAAUAGUCAUUAUUUUUUAAUCUGUAAAAAAAACCCUUCUCUUUUUUUUUGAAUAGUUUUUUUACUGAUUUUUCUUAUUUUAUUUUAUGUAAUUUAUUUUACUACAAAUGAUUUCUUGUUAGUUUUAAUUUUUUUUUGCGGAUAAUCUAUUGUAAUGAAUAAAUGAAAUUUGUACAAAGAAUAUAAAAUAUUUUUACUGAAAAGUUAAGGACAGUAUAGGGAUCUAUGAAAU
Messenger RNA from Ascoidea rubescens DSM 1968, 4147 nucleotides. It is a transcript of the gene CPA2, whose product is annotated as carbamoyl-phosphate synthase (glutamine-hydrolyzing) CPA2. The coding region runs from base 358 to 3915 and encodes 1185 amino acids. Gene Ontology annotation, molecular function: dihydroorotase activity; ATP binding; aspartate carbamoyltransferase activity. Lineage: Eukaryota; Fungi; Ascomycota; Saccharomycetes; Ascoideales; Ascoideaceae. The transcript has a single exon. Gene Ontology annotation, cellular component: cytosol; cytoplasm. The record is from RefSeq and is a predicted model, not a curated record. Gene Ontology annotation, biological process: L-citrulline biosynthetic process; UTP biosynthetic process; 'de novo' pyrimidine nucleobase biosynthetic process.